AUGCUCUCUCAACUUGAAACCCUUCCAAACGAAAUUAUUCUCCACAUUCUUCACUACAUUGAUGACAAUGAAUGCUUCCAUUCAACAUGUUUCACUAAAAAGUAUUGGCUACUAACUAUUUGGCCAUACAGAAAGGAGAAACUGGCCAUCAAUUCUUAUUCCGACCUUGACAGAUAUUUGCAAAAUGUUAGUAAUAAUACCAAUAACAAGGUAUCAUCAGCAAAGAAUUCAACUAUCGGAUCAGUUGUAGGAGCCAUCAAUGCAUCAUCAAGAGCAACCCACAUUGAAGAAAAGAAAAUUUCUACUAAAAUUCUAUAUGAUUAUUUCGAUAGAUUUACUCACUUGAAGGAAAUUUCUCUUGUAAAUUGUGGAUUAAACGAUUCAAGUCUUGAAAAACUUUGUUCCAUCAAUAAGAGAGGAUUAAUAUCAUUGAACAUUUCUAAGAACAAGAAUUUAACGUGGGCCAAUACACAAAAGUGUAUCAUGCUUUGUGAGAAUAUCAAGAGUUUGGAUAUUUCAUACAAUUUUCAAGCUAGCACACCAAAUCAAAAUACACAAAAUACUUGGAUAGAAAGUUUGACAUUACCAAUGUCACUAGAACGAUUGAACAUUUCUGGAUUCCUAUCGGAAAUUCCUGAUUUUGAAUCACUUUUUAAACUAAUCAAGAAAUUUUCAAAGGAAAAUCAAGAAACCGAGCAUCCAAUAAUCAAAGUAUUCACAGCAAAUCACUUGACCGAAUUUUCACUCCUCAAACCAGAAUAUUUGAAAACUUUGCGAGAAUUAUCUAAAAAGACAAUGAUAGAAAUGUAUAACCAUUGCUUUAUUUUCCUCAAGUCAUUGACAUUUGUGGAGAUUUAUACAUCACUGGGAUUUUAUCCUGCCACUGAAUUGAUUAACGAAUGUAUCAUUAAGGGUCACACUCGUUCAUUGGAAUUAUUGGCCUCGAUUGACUUUCCAUUUAAUGAAAUUUCAUUGGGCGUACUGGAGGAAGCCAUCCUUGCUGGACAUUCAUCUAUUAUUUCUAAACUCAGAGUUUUGGGAUUUACUCGUUUCGACGAUAUUAGUGAUGACCUCUUGGAUAAGUUAGUUACAAAGGGAGAUGCAGCUGCCAUUACAGAACUUCGUUCAUGCAAUGUACCUAGAAGAAAGUGGGAUCUCAUCACUUUAUCAGCAGUUGAAACAGCUGUUAGAAAUGGUAAUAAGGAUGUACUCGAACACAUUAGAAUGCUCAACCUGGGAGAUUUACUGAAACAAGUUGCUAUUGAACAUGUGGAAUAUGCAUUGGAACGUGGUCACUCUGGUAUUCUCAAACAAUUAACCAGUUGCAAUUAUCAAUACCUUAAUGAUAUUAAUGCACAAAUUCUGGCAAACAUUGUAGCCAAAUCUGUUACUUUUGAAAUUGUCCUAAGAAAUGCAGGAUACAAAAAUCUGACAGAAAUCAAGUCACUCAUCAAACAACAAACCAACACCAAACCAGAGAAGAAAGCAAAGAAGGAAUCCAAGAAGGAAAAGAAGAAGACAACCACAACAGCAACAAGCUCCAAAUAAAAAAAUGGAAUCACUGAUUUGCCUUCC
Molecule: messenger RNA, 1575 nt
Organism: Naegleria gruberi
Lineage: Eukaryota; Heterolobosea; Eutetramitea; Acrasida; Naegleriidae
Exons: 1
Coding region: 1-1548 (515 amino acids)
Source: RefSeq, a predicted model, not a curated record